Penicillium cataractarum is the source of this 1059-nucleotide messenger RNA. RefSeq lists its product as uncharacterized. The transcript is spliced from 4 exons. The coding region runs from base 1 to 1059 and encodes 352 amino acids. Gene Ontology annotation, molecular function: beta-glucosidase activity. The record is from RefSeq and is a predicted model, not a curated record. Gene Ontology annotation, biological process: glucan catabolic process. Lineage: Eukaryota; Fungi; Ascomycota; Eurotiomycetes; Eurotiales; Aspergillaceae.
AUGAACGAACAGAGAGAUAGCUUCCCAUACUGGGAUAAGAUACUAUCCAUGGAUCAACGGGUAGAGGACUUGAUCCAGCGCAUGAAACUCGAGGAGAAGUGUGAAAUGAUGUUCCAAGACAUGAUUGUAAUGAGAAUAGAUGGCGCUCUCGCUCCAGCCCAACCCCAUUUUGGCAUGCUCAGCAACGAGGACAUGGUGCAUCAGAAAGGAAUGAACCAUUUCAAUUUCUUGGAGGCUUUGGGACUUGCAGCACUCCGCUCGACAGCGCUCGUGGAAAAGUUUGCAAACGUUACUCGCCAGGAAUACCUAGCCAUUGGUCUACGUCUUGCCUUACAUCCGCAGGUCGACCUGGCGACGGAGCCGCGCUGGUCUCGUAUUGGAGCUACGUUUGGCGAAGACUCUGAAUUGAUGUCGAAACUGGUCGCUGCAUAUAUUCGUGGGUUCCAAGGUGCGACUCUUGGCCCUAACUCAGUAUCAACCAUGACCAAGCAUUUUCCCGGGGGCGGUCCACAAAAAGAUGGUGAGGACCCUCACUUCGCCUAUGGUCAGGAGCAGGAUGCAGGCGCUGCCCAAAUUAUGCACUCGUACGGGAUGCCAGUGGGCACCAAGUACGAGGAAGUAGGCUUUGCAUUCAAUAAGGCAGUCAUUACCGCCCACGCUUCUGAUGUCGCUCUGCUACGCUUGAAGGCACCGUUCACGCCACGCACCGGUGCUUUUGAAUCUCUAUUUCAUGCCGGCUCUUUGGAAUAUACCGAAGAAGAAAAGGGUCGCCGAGCUGAUAUAUUUGAAACCGUUCCCACUGUGAUCGUGGAUAUGUACGUUGAUCGGCCUCCUGUUAUUCCAGAAGUUGUGCAAAGAGCAUCUGCCCUCUUGUUCAGCUACGGUAGCACUGCGGAUGCCUUCCUCGACUUUAUAUUUGGAGUCUAUCGACCCGAGGGUAGGUUGUCAUUUGAUCUGCCUUCUUCGACGAUAGCAGUAUACCAGUCUCAAUCGGAUAUGUCGUACGACACCAAGGAUCCUUUGUUCCGGUUUGGCCACGGGCUAUGCUAUGGAGAAUGA